Messenger RNA from Sphaerodactylus townsendi, 1234 nucleotides. RefSeq names its product gamma-glutamyltransferase 1 (gene GGT1). The transcript has 8 exons. Gene Ontology annotation, molecular function: glutathione gamma-glutamate hydrolase. Gene Ontology annotation, cellular component: plasma membrane. The record is from RefSeq and is a predicted model, not a curated record. NCBI's taxonomy places the organism in Eukaryota, Metazoa, Chordata, Lepidosauria, Squamata, Sphaerodactylidae. Gene Ontology annotation, biological process: regulation of immune system process; glutathione catabolic process; peptide modification. Bases 167 to 1234 code for a protein of 355 amino acids.
UAUAAGUAGCGGGAGCCCGAGACUCCAGAAGGGCAGUUUUAUAUCACCUGGAACUGUGGCCUGAAGACUUCCUAGUCUGUGUUAUCUUUGUGAACAACCUAACAGUGAAGUUGUGCAGAACCAACUUGUGGAUAAACAAUCUAUUGGUUAUUGUGGACCUUAAGAAAUGCUGUCUGUCUGUCGAAAGAUGAAGAGGAAGCAUCUGUGGAUUGGGAUCCUGACAGCAGUACUCUUGGUUCUCAUUGUAUUCCUUGGAGUUUACUUUGGGCUGCGUUCUAAGUCCUCCUUUAGGCAACAAGAUCUGCCUGUCUAUAAGAGUGCAGCUGUGGCCACAGAUGCUGGCCAGUGUUCCAUUGUGGGGAGGGAUAUUCUUCAAAAAGGGGGAUCAGCUGUGGAUUCUGCCAUUGCAGCUCUGCUCUGUGUGGGCCUGAUGAAUCCUCACAGCAUGGGUAUUGGAGGAGGCCUCUUCUUCACCAUACAUACAGCUAAUGGGAAAGUGGAAGUCAUUAAUGCCAGAGAGGUGGCGCCGAAGAACGCAUCUCUGAACAUGUUUGGCAACAACUCAGCCCUGUCCCAGAAAGGAGGAUUGUCCAUAGCUGUUCCUGGAGAAAUCCGUGGUUAUCAAAUGGCGCACAAGCGCCAUGGCAAACUACCAUGGAAGGAGCUGUUUCUGCCCAGCAUAGAACUGGCAAGGGAGGGUUUCCCUGUCGGGAAAGGCCUGGCAGGUGCUCUCAGCAGCAAGCAGCAGGCAGUUGAAAGCAAUCCAUCUUUGUGUGAGGUUUUCUGCAAAGGAGGAAAAGUCCUCAAAGAGGGGGAGAUACUCAGACUGCCUAAACUAGCGAACACCUAUGAGACACUAGCCAAUGAGGGACCAGAUGCCUUUUAUAACGGAAGCUUAGCUCAGCAAAUUGUCACAGACAUCAAGAAUGCAGGGGGGAUCGUUACACUUGAAGAUCUGCAGAAUUAUGAGCCAGUUCUAGAUGAAAAUCCAUUAAAAGCGACCCUUGGCGAGUUCACAAUGUAUGUGCCCAACGCCCCACUGAGCGGUCCUGUGCUAGUGCUCAUCCUCAAUAUACUGAAAGGAUAUCAUUUCUCCAGCCGCAGUGUUGAGACUCUGGAGGAAAAGGGCUUGACUUACCACCGCAUUGUGGAGGCUUUCCGAUUUGCCUAUGCGAAGAGGACUUUAUUGGGGGACCCAGCAUUUGUCAACAUCACUGGGGUAUAUAGCACAUAA